Glarea lozoyensis ATCC 20868 is the source of this 1341-nucleotide messenger RNA. Its product is annotated as SET. Gene Ontology annotation, molecular function: protein binding. The coding region runs from base 1 to 1341 and encodes 446 amino acids. The transcript is spliced from 4 exons. Lineage: Eukaryota; Fungi; Ascomycota; Leotiomycetes; Helotiales; Helotiaceae. The record is from RefSeq and is a predicted model, not a curated record.
AUGUUUUCUUCACCUCUACUUCUUAUAUCGCUCUUGGGGUUAGCCCUCCCUGUUUCUAGGGCCGACGUUUUGGCUCUCGACCUGGCAUCUCAGGGGCAAUUAUUGUCUAGAACGACGAAUCCGGAUUAUAUGUGUGCCAACGAGAGGGUUACGGUUGUCGAUACCUUGGUAAAUGCAGUAGAUUCCCACGCUGGGAAUGCGCCACAACGACAUCCACGCGAGAGUGUCAAAAUGACAAGACCGGAAUCAUCUUCUCAAGACGCCUCUACUUCUAACUGCAUCCAAGAUUUCAAUAGCAAGACCCAAUACUGUCUUUACACCCUUUCCACAUUUGCCUCGGACCGUGGGAUGUCAGUGGUAGCUUCCCCUGAAGAUAUACAAAGUAUACUUGAUGUGUAUGCAAUGAACCAAUUAGCCCAGCGAACCUAUCCGCUUCCAACAGACCCAUCGCACUUUUACGAAGCAGCCUUGCCUGGGCGGGGACAAGGGCUCGUUUCCAAUCAUACAUUUCACCGAGGCGACCUGAUCAUGGUAGCACGACCAGUGUUAAUCCUUGACGAAUCAUCUUUUGAUACUGCGGUAACUGAUGAGAGGCUGGCUCUUCAAAGAAAGGCAAUCGAUAAUUUACCAAGAGAAGCGAAAGAUUUGUUUCAAGCACUUGCCGGUCAUUGGGGGGGAGAUGAGGUCGAAGAUCGAAUCAUAACUAACGCAUUUGGCGUUGGGUUUGGAAGUGAAGGGAAAAAGUUUGCAGUUGUGGUUCCCGAGGCUGCUCGCUUGAACCAUGACUGUAGGCCAAAUGCACGCUUUGCUUUCGAUCCUUACACACUCACUCACAAGGUGCAUGCUAUACGCACCAUCUUCCCUGGAGAAGAACUUACUAUUUCGUACUUGGAUGAGAAGCAACCUUACUCUACCCGGCAAUCGUACAUUCAUGCCCAUUGGGGCUUCAAAUGUUCAUGCAACCACUGCAUCCUUCCCCCACCCCUUCGUGAGAUGUCGGAUCUGCGAGUUGCUGCCAUUUCGGCACUUAGAACAUCACUCCUCGACUUUACUCCCAACCGUGGAUCAACAGCCACCCCUCAGUUGGCGCUCCGUCUUAUUGACUUUUAUCGAGUUGAAGGGCUUCAUUCGCCACUAGCAGAAGCAUACAUUUUUGCGGCACUAAGAUAUUGCAUUUGGGAAGAUGAAGCUAAUACUAAGCAUUUUGCUGAAAAGGCGUUGCGAGCUUGGCUGAUGUGGGAGAAGAAGGGGGGCAACAAAGCUAUGAUAGAACAAUUACUAAAGGAUCCAAGAAAAGCUUGGUGCUGGGCUAAUGGUGCACAAGAGCAAACGGAGUUAUGA